AUGGUAUCUUCUCGCAAGUUUAAGGGGGAUGUUCGGAAGGAGGAAAAAGGUGGAAUGCGUGCGCAACUUCCUAACUCUCUCUCUCACCCUCUCAACAUUCCCUCUGUCCGUUCCUCUGUCGAGAGGAUUUACCACCCUACAAAACUACCCCAGCACGAUUCCACGCUCGCGUCCGGGUAAAUCCUGGUCGCCAGUGCCCGCGCGUCUUCCGCGAUUGUCGGACCGCGUUUCCAAAAAAAGUGAGAAUAUUCUCACACUUUUCCAGAAAUCCCCAAAAAUUCAAUCACUUUUCCACGUGAAAAAAUUACGACUAAAAAAAAAAUUUUUGAAAAACUUAAAAUAAGUGCAAAUUUAUCCUUAACAAAAAAAGUACCUAUAUUCGAAUGUCGGGAGAAAACCGGACGCCGUACAAAUUUUAAUUGUUAAAUAAACAAUUAAAUAUGAUUCGAAACAAAUUGAAUCAACAUUUGUUGUUCUGGAUUUACCACUGUUUGUAUUUUUAAGGUAAACUCCUUUUCUCAACCACAUAAUAAAUGUCGAAGUGUAAAAAAAAAAGUUUGUAAAUUUUCCCCUGAGUGUGAAGUUACAAAAUAAAAUGUUAUUAAUCAGAAUUUUAUUAAUAAAUUAAUAAAAAUACCAAAAAUACAAUUAAGAAAGUGUUAUCAUUUUACGAAACAAUUAAAAAGUGAAUAAUGAAAAUGUUAUCAGAAACUAAAAUAUAUAUUUAAAUUUUUAUACAGUUUAAAUAAUACAAGGAGAAAAAAGAAAAUAAACCGAAAUGAAAAUAGUUAGGAAAAUAGUUGAGUGACAUUCUUUCAAGACAACGAAAAUUCAUUGUAGAAUGAAUUCCAGAAAGUUUCUUAUUGAGACACAAAAGGAGGAAAUUAAUCAAAGUGAAUCGAUUGUGAAUUAGAAAAUAAAGAAAGAGUGAUGUUAUGCGAUCCAGACAAAAUACCAAGGAUCAAAAUUAAGUCCUGAUAAAGUAAAUAUUCGGAUGAUUCGGAAUAAUCGAUUGUGGAGAGGACAUGAUGGACGAGGGAGAAGGAGUGUCCGUUGUGGCGUUAAAUUAUCGUUGAUUGAAACAGUAGCGGGAAUUUUUACAAUUCAGUUAGUGAAGUUAGUGAUUUUAUUUAAAGACCGUUUAAUUAAGUCCAGAACAAUGUCAUAGUCCGAAGUGUGCGACAGUGCGCGCAAGUGACGUUAGCGUUAGAACACAAUGGCCCUACUGUUCGUUAUAAUUGUUAUUUUGGUCACUACAGUAAUGUCUUUGCCACCAGUCAUAAGAAUCGGUGCAAUUUUUACAGAAGAUCAAAAAGAUAGUCCAAUAGAGUUGGCUUUUAAAUACGCUGUGUACAGAAUCAAUAAGGAUAGGAGUCUUCUUCCUAACACCAGUUUGGUGUACGAUAUUCAAUAUGUGCCUAAAGAUGAUUCAUUUAGAACUUCCAAAAAGGCUUGCCAACAAUUAUCAAGAUCGGUCCAAGGAAUUUUUGGUCCCUCAGAUCCUCUGUUAGGUGCGCACAUACAAAGUAUUUGUGAAGCACUAGACGUACCUCACUUGGAAGCCAGAGUAGAUUUCGAGCCCACCUUUAAAGAGUUUAGUAUAAAUCUAUAUCCUGCUCAAGAUCAUCUCAAUAAAGCAUUUAAGGACCUUAUGUCCUUUCUGAACUGGACGAAAGUCGCUAUUAUCUACGAAGAGGAUUAUGGAUUGUUCAAACUUCAAGACCUUGUAAAGACUCCUCCCUCAACGAAAACGGAAAUGUAUAUACGUCAAGCUGGUCCCGACACAUACAGGCAGGUCCUUCGUGAAAUUAGGAACAAGGAGAUUUACAAAUUAAUCGUCGAUACAGAUCCAGCGCACAUGCAACAAUUUUUCAGAGCUAUAUUACAAUUGCAAAUGAACGACUUCAGAUACCAUUACAUGUUCACAACAUUUGAUAUAGAAACAUUUGAUUUAGAAGACUUCAAAUACAAUAGCGUGAAUAUGACUGCCUUUCGAUUGGUUGAUCUUGAAGAGCCAAAGGUCGUCGAAGUUCUACGACAAAUGGAGCGUUUUCAACCCAUUGGACACGCUAUUCUCAACAGAACUGGAAUUAUCCAAGCAGAACCAGCGCUUGUGUAUGAUAGUGUACAAGUUUUCGCACAUGGAUUAGCUGCUCUCGAUGGCAGUCACAUUCUUAAACCUGCUAAUUUAUCUUGUGAAAAAGAGGAACCUUGGGGUGAUGGAUCAUCUCUUUAUAACUACAUUAAUUCCGCUGGCCUACAUGGAUUGACCGGAAGAAUAGAAUUUAACGAAGGAAAAAGAAAUAAUUUCAAGCUGGACUUGCUUAAGCUUAAAAGGGAAGACCUCGUAAAGGUUGGCGAAUGGAAGCCAGGAAGUGGAGUAAACGUUACAGAUGUUGGAGCUUUUUACGAUACUGCAGCAACCAACAUUACCCUUGUCGUAAUGACGAGAGAGGAGAAACCAUACGUAAUGGUUCGAGACGAUAAGAAUUUAACAGGAAAUGCAAAAUUUGAGGGGUUUUGUAUUGAUUUAUUAAAGUGGAUAGCCGGACAAGUAGGAUUUCAGUAUGUUAUUCGAUUAGUGCCUGAUCAUAUGUACGGUGUAUACGAUCCCGAAACGAAAGAAUGGAAUGGAAUCGUUCGAGAACUUAUGGAAAAGAGAGCAGAUUUAGCAGUUGCAUCUAUGACAAUCAAUUAUGCGAGAGAAAGUGUAAUAGACUUUACUAAGCCCUUCAUGAAUCUAGGCAUUGGAAUUUUAUUUAAGGUACCAUCUAGUCAACCAACCAGGCUCUUCUCGUUCAUGAAUCCCCUGGCUGUGGAAAUUUGGUUAUACGUAUUGGCAGCCUAUAUGUUGGUUAGUUUUACUCUCUUUGUGAUGGCACGAUUCAGCCCCUACGAAUGGCAUAAUCCUCAUCCCUGUCUUGGAGAAAGUGACAUUAUUGAAAAUCAAUUCACCGUCAGCAACAGUUUUUGGUUCAUCACAGGAACAUUUCUGAGACAAGGAAGCGGACUCAACCCAAAGGUAUCCGGUCGUAUGCCUUCGCGACUCUUCUCAUUUAUGAAUCCUCUCGCCGUGGAGAUCUGGUUAUUCAUGUUGGGUGCUUAUGUUAUGGUGUCAUUAACAAUUUGGAUAGUGGCAAGAUUUUCGCCAUAUGAAUGGGUUGAACCAGAACCAUGUCCAAGCUGCAAGUGUCCACUACAGGGCGGUCAUCUCAGCGUCUUAGAUUCUAGCAGCGAUGACAUCCCAUUGCCGAGAACCGUCAAUGAUUUCACCUUGGCCAACAGCUUCUGGUUUACAGUUGGCACCCUAAUGCAACAGGGAAGUGACCUUAACCCAAAGGCAACUAGCACGAGAAUAGUUGGUGGAAUUUGGUGGUUUUUUACUUUAAUUAUUAUCUCUUCAUAUACGGCGAAUCUUGCUGCAUUUCUUACAGUCGAAAGAAUGAUAACGCCGAUUGAAAAUGCAGCUGAUCUGGCUGAACAAACGGAAAUAGCUUAUGGAACUUUAGAAGGAGGGAGCACAAUGACAUUCUUUAGGGAUUCUAAAAUUGGAAUCUACCAGAAAAUGUGGAGGUUUAUGGAAUCUAAAAGUCCUGCCGUUUUCGUUUCAUCGUAUGAAGAGGGAGUGAAAAGGGUUCUUGAAGGAGACUACGCUUUCCUAAUGGAAUCAACGAUGUUAGAUUACGCGGUUCAAAGAGACUGUAAUCUGACCCAAAUCGGAGGAUUAUUAGAUAGCAAAGGUUAUGGAAUCGCUACUCCAAAAGGUUCACCAUGGCGAGAUAAAAUAUCGUUGGCCAUUUUGGAACUUCAAGAAAAAGGUGUUAUACAGAUCCUCUAUGACAAGUGGUGGAAAAAUACGGGCGACGUGUGUAAUAGAGACGAAAAAAACAAAGAGAGUAAAGCAAAUGCAUUAGGAGUGGAGAAUAUUGGAGGUGUUUUUGUCGUCUUACUGUGCGGAUUAGCUUUGGCUAUUUUAGUCGCAAUUCUUGAGUUCUGUUGGAACUCGAAAAAGAAUACCCAGUCGGAUCGUUCUCUGUGUGCUGAGAUGGCUUCAGAACUGCGAUUCGCAAUACGUUGUGGUCCUCGUCAAAGACCAACAGCAAAAUCAUGUUCUACUGCAACAGAGAUAUUAUCCUGUAGUCGUUGCAGUCCACAUUCCUCAAUGCAGAGAAGUCGUUAUUACUCUGGAAGUCAAGAAGAAACGACUUACGUUCCGAGCAUCGAUAUCCCGCGAUUAAAUGGUGAGGUGACCAUCAUGAAAAUAUUUUAUGGAGGUUCGACUGCGACCUGGUGGGUGAACCUGAUGUGGUGAUUUCGCCGCCACCACCUCCACCACCUCCGCCUCCACCGCCACCAUCUGCCUCGGUAUCAAGAACUACAACCCUUUGACCAAUACUAGAAGAGGUGCCGACAGGUGUACCCGUCCAAAACGAAUUACCCACCCAAGCUUCCAUGGUGAUCAUUAAUGUCGAUCAAAAAGAGACCUGUUUAUAGCGCACGUAGUAACCGGAUAGGUUUUAAAUCUAAGUGAACAAAAUCUCUUCCGGUAAUUGAGAGUUAUAGUGAAUUCUAAAAAGAAAAUAAGAUAGGUUAUUUUGAACACUAGACGAUGAACAAUUCCAAAACAUUUGUAAAAUAAAGCAAGUCAAGACCCAAGAAGAAAAUUUCUUGAGAUAAAAUAUCCAACAACAAAAAAAAACAUCGAGAAAAGUUCUAAUCAAGAUGUAAUUUUGUAAAUAGUUGAUUUGUAAGUUGACAAAAUUUGUGAUAAAUUUACAUCUAAGAUCUCAAUGGAAUAAACAUUAUGAGGAAACAAUGUGUAGAGUAAUCAGAAGAAAAAAAUUAAAAUGAUUUUUAUCUAAAAAAAGAACGUUAGAUCAUUUAUUAAAAUAAAUUUUGAUUAGAAAAACGGUAAAUUAGUCGAUACUAUGAAUUUUUAAAAACCACCUUAUAACUCGGACCAAUUUCAAACAUUGCCGUUAAAUAUUGUAGUUUAUUUUAAUUCAAAAAGAAAAAUCAUUCCUAAAGAACAUAUUUAACUUCCGUUGCUAAAUAAAGAUUUCGUCAUCAGUUCAACAUGCGAGUAAUUAGAUAAUGAAAUGAAACAGUUCUAAAUAACAUAUCUCAUUAUUUUUAAAUUAUUUUCAAUAUAAACGAAAGCGAUAAUUCAAAAGAACGUUAAAGGUAUUUUCUUAAUUAUCAAAAAAAAAAUAAUAAAAAAAAAUACUGUAAUUAGUCAUAAAACUAUAAUAGUUUCAUAAAUCAUUAAAUAUUCUUUUAUGAAACAAAAUUAUGCUUUUUGGCUGUUGUAAUGAAAUUUUGCUUAGUAUCCAAAUGGCAAAGUUUCAAAAAUUUUUAUCAAACAAUUAUAAUAAAAAAAAAAACAGCGGUAUCUAUUACUUUACACUCGUGUACGAAAUCACAAUGCUCAUGUACAUAAUUUUUUCUUGAAUUUUUACUGUAAAUUAUUUUUCAUAAACUUAGUCUAUAGUUAUCACAAAGAAGACUGUUUAGCGACGUCGAAGCGUAGAAAAAUGAAAAAAAUUCCUGUUGUGAAUUACGAGCGUUGUUGUCCAUGUAUCUGUGUACCUUUAAAAAAAUGCGUGCGUGGAUUUCAAAGAGUAAAAAAUAACACCCUAUUAACUAUUUUUGAGAAAGAAAAGUCUUAUUACAUUUUUUUUUUGGUUUAUGUCACUUUUUGUGUGAUUACUAUUAGAGAAUCGAAUAACAAUUCAAAAUUACUUUUCUAAUAUGACGAAUAUUUUUUUAUCAUCAUCUUUAGCUCUACAAAUUUCAAAUUUCAAAUUUAUUUUAAUUUAUUUUAAUUUAUUUUCUAAAAUAAAAUUCAAAUUUCUUUUCACUUUUCCAGUGCACUAUUGUAUAUAUAACUUAUUAAAAUCUUUGCAAUAUUUUUAAAAAAAAACUUUUCCACACAAUUUAGAUAAAUGUUUUUUGAUAAAGUAUAAAAAAGGUAAUGCAGAUAUGUGGAUGGAAUAAUUAAUACAUAUAGGUAUGAUAUGAAUACACAAAUAUGUGCGCAUAAAUGUUCGGUGUAAAGUUACAUAAGCCUUUUUAUUUCAAAAGAUUCGUUCUGUUUUAAACUUAUUUCAAAAAUUGCUUUUCAUUCUAUAAUGAAGAUGGAAAUCCUACUCUCUAUCUCUCCCUCUCUUUACAUUACUAAAAAUAUAAAAAAAUUUGUUUUCAUUCAUAAAAAAAGUUGAAAUGAAGAGAUACUUUAUAAAAUUUUCAAACCUAACAGUACAGAGUGAAAUAAUAAAUAUUACUUUUUAAACCAAUGUCCAUUUUUCAUUCAUAUGCUGAAGUGUUAAAAAGAAACAUAAAUUGAAAAUUAGUUUCUAUGAAUUUUAAAAAAAGAAUAAUGGCUUUUGUAAAUAUGGCAAUCUCUACUCAAAGGCAUUCAAUUUUCAUAUAUUUUAAAACAAAUUAUAAACUUAUUUUCUCCUCUUUCUUCAACAUAACAUACAUUUACGAGUAUUUUAAUAAUUACCUUCAUAAUUACAAAUAUUUUCAAACUCAUAAGAGUUUAUUUUGUGAGAUGAGCAAAAGCAAAUGCGUCCCGAAUAAAAAAAAAUAUUUUAAACUAAAAAAAUGUUUUUUAUUUAAUUUCAAAAAUGUUUCUCUGGUUAAUAAAAAUAUUUCAUAUUUAAAAAGUUAAAUAUGUACAUAAAAGUUAAAAGAUAAUUAAAAAAAAAUAGAUAAUGGAAAAUAAUUAAAAUAAAAAAAAUAUUAGUUUCGAUUUUCUUGUGUAUAUUACGAAAUUAGUUUAAUUGAAUUUUGUUAUCUAGAUACUAAUUGAUAUUUUGUUUUAAUAAUAAAUUAAAUUAAUUUCUGAUUGAUAGAACGUUAAAUGAAUGAGAUACUAUGCGAAAUAAUUGAAAAUAAACAAUGCGUAUAAUUGAUAAGAAUGGUAAAAUGUGCAAGUUUCAAUACAACGCUCAAAUAAAAAGAGAAAAAAAAUGACGAUGAAGAAAACAACGUGUUCAUGUGUAUUUGUUGUGAGCGUGCACAUUUAUGAAAAGAAAUGUUAUUCACGAUUUAUUUCCCAUUUUUAUAUUAUCUUGCCAAAGUAUCCAAGCUGCCAAAUGUAUUCAAGAAAGCCAUCCAAGUGCUUCUCAAAUUUCACACAUUCCAUAUAAAAUAUGACCAAAUACUAUAAUAAAAAUGUAUUAUUUCGUUUAUAUAAUAAUUUUUCACCAAAAAAAAAAAAAAAUAGUUUCAUAUUAUAAGACCAAUUCCAAUAUUAAAAUUUUGGCAAGAGU
Molecule: messenger RNA, 7280 nt
Organism: Leptopilina heterotoma
Lineage: Eukaryota; Metazoa; Arthropoda; Insecta; Hymenoptera; Figitidae
Product: glutamate receptor ionotropic, kainate 2
Exons: 20
Coding region: 1217-4312 (1031 amino acids)
Biological process (GO): monoatomic ion transport
Cellular component (GO): plasma membrane; postsynaptic membrane
Molecular function (GO): glutamate-gated receptor activity
Source: RefSeq, a predicted model, not a curated record